Boeremia exigua is the source of this 1548-nucleotide messenger RNA. Its product is annotated as carboxylic acid transport protein. Gene Ontology annotation, cellular component: plasma membrane. Bases 1 to 1548 code for a protein of 515 amino acids. Gene Ontology annotation, biological process: carboxylic acid transport; transmembrane transport. Gene Ontology annotation, molecular function: carboxylic acid transmembrane transporter activity. Lineage: Eukaryota; Fungi; Ascomycota; Dothideomycetes; Pleosporales; Didymellaceae. The record is from RefSeq and is a predicted model, not a curated record. The transcript has 2 exons.
AUGGCGACAAUCUCUGGCAACAGACCUGCCGACCCUCUGGCCAAAGGCACCGUUGCCACGGCGAAGCAAGCCCUCAGCGAUCUCUUCAAGUGGGAUCAGCGUGUGGUUGUCAGAAACGAAUAUGGCGAAGAGACUUGCGAGUGGCAGAGGCCUGAGCCGCUCAAGAACCCCAUCAGCUUGCUUGCGCAGCUCAAGCUGAAGGACUGGGCUUACUUCCUCGUGGGAUUUUUCGCCUGGACAGCCGAUGCUUUCGACUUCCACGCCUUGUCCAUCCAGACCACUAAGCUGGCCGACUACUACGAUCAGAGCAACACUUCAAUCACCACAGCCAUUACCUUGACACUGCUGCUCCGAUCUGUCGGUGCUGCAUUCUUCGGCCUGGCUGGUGACAAGUUCGGCCGCAAGUGGCCCAUGGUCCUCAACAUGAUCAUUCUCGGUCUUCUUCAGGUCGCCACAAUCUACUGUGGUACCUUCAACCAGUUCCUGGCUGUCCGAUCCCUCUUUGGUCUGUUCAUGGGUGGUGUUUACGGUAACGCCAUCGCAAUGGCACUCGAGAACUGCCCUGUCAACGCUCGUGGUCUCAUGUCCGGUAUCCUGCAGCAGGGUUACUCGUUCGGUUACGUGCUCGCCGCCUGCGCCAACCUCGGCGUCGGUGGUGAGACCAACACCUGGAAGACUGUCUUCUGGGUUGGUGCCGGCUUCUCCAUCCUCGUCGGUCUUGUCCGCAUCUGCUUCCCCGAGUCCAAGCAGUUCAUCGCUGCGAAGAAGGAGGCCAAGAACGACGUCGCCCCUGGCGCUUUCUGGGCGGAGACCAAGACCAUGCUUAAGGCUGAGUGGCGCAUGGUUGUUUACUGCAUCUUCCUCAUGACCUGGUUCAACUUCUACUCCCACACCAGCCAGGACUCCUACACCACCUUCAUGAAGCAGUCCAAGCACCUCAGCGCUGCCGGUGCCACUCGCGCUUCCAUCCUCAUGAAGACCGGUGCCUGCGUCGGCGGUACCAUCUUGGGUUACACAUCGCAGUGGUUCGGACGUCGCCGCACUAUCUGCUGCGCCGCCAUCAUGUCCGCCUUCCUGAUCCCCGCCUGGAUUCUGCCCACCACCGAGCGCGGCCUGUCCGCCUCUGGCUUCAUGAUCCAGUUCUUCGUGCAGGGUGCCUGGGGUGUGAUUCCCAUCCAUCUCAACGAGCUGUCGCCACCCGCCUUCCGCUCCUCCUUCGUCGGUCUUACCUACCAGCUGGGCAACAUGAUCUCGUCGCCGUCUGCUCAGAUCGUCAACGCUGCUGCCGAGGGCAUCAUGAUCAAGACCCACGACGGCAGGCAGUCUCCCGCAUAUGGCCCGGUCAUGGGCAUCGCGACCGCGAUCAUCGCCAUUGGCAUUACUGUUACUACUGCGCUCGGUCCCGAGAAGAAGGGCCGCCACUUCGAGGAGGCGGGCCCCAUUGGUCACCAUGCUGAGCCAGUCAAGGAUAUUGAGACUGGCAGCUUCAACGAGAAGGAUGGCACGCACGCGGUGGAGAUUGUCGACAACAAGGAGACCAAGGUUUAA